AUGACGAUCCCAGACGAGUUCGACAUCAUUGUUUGUGGUGGUGGAAGUACUGGUUGUGUAAUUGCUGGCAGACUUGCUAACCUCGAUCAUAACCUUCAAGUUCUGCUCAUUGAAGCUGGAGAGAGUAAUCUCAACAACCCAUGGGUGUUCCGUCCAGGAAUCUAUCCUAGGAACAUGAAAUUGGACAGCAAAACAGCCUCAUUUUACUAUUCCCGACCAUCAGAAUGGCUAGCCGGUCGCAAAGCUGUCGUUCCAUGCGCACAUAUCCUGGGUGGAGGUUCUUCUAUAAACUUCAUGAUGUACACACGAGCGUCUGCUUCCGAUUACGAUGACUUCCAAGCCAAGGGAUGGUCAACAAAGGAGCUUAUUCCAUUGAUGAGAAAACACGAAACAUAUCAGCGGGCAUGUAAUAACAGGGAACUUCAUGGCUUUGAUGGCCCGAUUAAAGUCUCAUUUGGAAAUUACACUUACCCAAUUACCCAUGACUUCUUGCGUGCUGCGGAAUCUCAGGGAAUACCAACAACUGAUGAUUUGCAAGACCUUGUCACUGCACAUGGUGCCGAACAUUGGCUCAAGUGGAUCAAUCGAGAUACCGGUCGUCGCAGUGACGCUGCCCAUGCCUACGUUCACUCUACCAGGGCUGUACACUCGAACCUUCACCUCAUGUGCAACACUAAGGUAGAUAAAGUAAUUAUCGAGAACGGUCGAGCUGUUGGUGUACAAACUGUUCCAACGAAGCCGCUUCAUCCAAAUCAACGCCCACGAAUUUUCCGUGCACGAAAACAAGUAGUUGUUUCAGGUGGGACACUCUCAUCGCCGUUGAUCUUGCAAAGAAGUGGUGUCGGUGACCCAAAGAAAUUACAUAAGGCUGGUGUCAAACCUAUUGUUGACUUACCCGGUGUUGGUUUGAACUUUCAGGAUCAUUAUCUGACAUUCUCUGUCUACCGUGCUAAACCCGGAACUGAGAGUUUUGAUGACUUUGCCAGAGGUGUUCCUGAGGUUCAAAAGGCUGUUUUCGACGAAUGGAAUCUCAAAGGGACCGGACCACUUGCCACAAAUGGUAUUGAUGCCGGUGUGAAGAUUCGCCCAACCGAGGAGGAGUUGAAAGAAAUGGAGAGUUGGCCAACACCACAUUUCAAAUCAGGCUGGGAUAGCUACUUCAAGAACAAGCCCGACAAGCCAGUGAUGCACUACUCAGUUAUUGCUGGUUGGUUUGGUGACCACAUGUUGAUGCCACCUGGAAACUUCUUUACCAUGUUCCACUUCCUGGAAUAUCCAUUCUCCCGUGGUCAAACUCAUAUCGUUUCUCCAGAUCCUUAUGAGGCACCAGACUUUGAUGCUGGUUUCAUGAAUGAUGAGAGAGACAUGGCACCAAUGGUUUGGGGAUACAUCAAAUCUCGUGAAACUGCCCGUCGUAUGGAUGCAUAUGCAGGAGAGGUACAGAACAUGCAUCCAUUCUACGCAUAUGAUUCGCCGGCUCGAGCCAAAGAUAUGGAUUUGUUGACCACAAAGUCAUACGCUCUUCCAGGCAAUGUUACUGCAGGUAUUCAACAUGGUUCUUGGUCAGUGCCAGUUGAGCCAGGAAAGCCACCACAAAUCUCCUACCUCAACAGUAACCAAAGAGACCUGCAACAAGACCUCAAGUAUAGCAAAGAAGAUAUCAAGCAUAUCGAAGAAUGGGUAAAGAGACAUGUGGAGACAACAUGGCAUUCUCUUGGCACAUGCUCUAUGGCACCUCGUGAAGGAAACUCCAUCGUCAAGCACGGUGUUCUUGACGAACGUCUCAAUGUCCACGGUGUAAAAGGUCUCAAAGUCGCAGAUCUUUCAAUAUGUCCUGAUAAUGUUGGAUGCAACACCUUCUCAACUGCUCUUCUCAUCGGAGAGAAAUGCUCCAUGCUCGUUGCUGAAGAUCUAGGUUAUAGUGGUAAAGCGCUCGAUAUGAAGGUACCUAAUUAUCAUGCUCCUGGUGAAAUUAGCGCUAUUGCUACUUCUCGCCUUUAA
Molecule: messenger RNA, 2001 nt
Organism: Sclerotinia sclerotiorum 1980 UF-70
Lineage: Eukaryota; Fungi; Ascomycota; Leotiomycetes; Helotiales; Sclerotiniaceae
Exons: 13
Coding region: 1-2001 (666 amino acids)
Molecular function (GO): oxidoreductase activity, acting on CH-OH group of donors; flavin adenine dinucleotide binding
Source: RefSeq, a predicted model, not a curated record